AUGGCUUGGAAGAUCGUGUCAUUUUUCGGAAUAGCGCUUUUAGCGUUAAGCGAAGCCCACCCACCGGUUUCGGAACAGAGGGUUAAGAUUGAAAAUGUGGGGAAAAAAUCGGAGCAUCAUGAGGGAUACGCGUGGACGUAUCCGUCGUAUGAAUUCUCUUACGAAGUUAUCGAUUCGCACACGCAUGAUUUUAAGGGACAUCAUGAAACACGAAAUGGUGAUGAAGUGAAAGGAUAUUAUUGGCUUAUUCAGCCGGAUGGUUAUAAGAGAACUGUAAAGUAUCACGCUGACAAAAACAGCGGAAUUAAAGCUCACGUUGAUUACACUAAGCCUCAUAAUUCAAAUGAAAAUAAUAAUGAAGAAAGCAACGAUGCUGAUGAAAAUGAAGGUAAUCAAGAAGAAAAUGCAAACCAGGAAAGCGGUAGCGAAAAUGGAGAAAACGGCGAAACGAAUCAAGAAUCCAACGGUGAAAAUGAAUCAAAUAAUAAUAAUGAGAAUUCAAAUAAUGAAGCCGAGGCCGAAAAUGCUGAAAAUGAAAACAACACCCAAGAAAAUUCUGAAAAUGAAGAAGGAAACCAAGAACAAGAAGAAGAAAAUCAAGAAGAAGGUGAAAGUGGUAAUAACGAAGAAGAUAAUGGAGAAAAUGCAGACCAAGAAAGUCAGCAAGUAAAUGAGAAUAACAAUGGUGAUGAAGGUAACGAAGAAGGUAACGAAGGGGAGAAUCAGGAAGGCGGAAACAAUGGUAACGAGCAAAAUGGUGAAAAUGGAAAUGAAGAAACCACAAAUAGUGAAAAUAGUAAGGAGAUUCGAAAGAAAAGUGAAUACCAUAUUGUGUUGGUGAUCUGCCUAUCAGGCUAUGUCCAAAGUGAAAGGGGUGCUAUAUCAGAACAAAGAGUGGUAAUACACCAAAUAAAAUCUGAACAAAGUGACAAACCCAUUCAAGUCGGAUCAAAGAAAUCAGAGUAUCGAGAAGAAUAUGCUUGGUCUUAUCCUUCUUAUGAAUUCUCAUAUAAAGUAAACGAUCCUGAAACAAAAGACAUAAAAGGUCAACAUGAAAAGAGACAUGGUGAUGAAGUAAAAGGAUUAUAUUGGCUAAUCGAACCAAAUGGGCAAAAAAGAACUGUAAAUUAUCAAGCUGAUGAUAAUAAUGGAUUUAAUGCUCAAGUUGAUUAUACCGCUAAGCAACAAAGUACAGAAUAUAAAUCUAAAAAUAUUGAUGAAAAUAAUGAAGUUGAGGAAAAAGCUAAAGAAAUAAACGAAACUAAUGCUCCGAUCGAAGAAAUAAAUACUAGUGAUAAAGAACAAGGGACAAUAAAUAAUGAAGAGAAUGUCAAUGAACAAGCAGAUUUAGAAGAAAGUAAUUUAGAUGAGCAAAAUAAAGAUAAAUUACAAAACAAUGUCGAUGCUGUUAAUGACGAAAUUUCUAAUCAAACUGAAAAUAAUGAAGAAAAUCAAAACAAUGAAAAUAAUACGAUGAAUAUUGAAAACAAUCAAAACGAAUGCUGUUCCGAGAAUUCAGAAAAUGAAAAUGUCAAACCAGUCCAAGAAGAAAACCAAGAAAAAAAUAUAGAUUAUAAUAAUAAUCGUAGAAAAAGCCGAGAUAAUGUAAACAGAAACGAGAAUUGGGGCAAACCAAGUGAGAUGAAAAAUGGCAAAAAUGGGAGAAGUCGACUUAACCAAAAUAAUAAUAAAUUAAGGUAUCGAGAAAAUAUGGAGCAAAACAGAAAAUCUGGUGCAUAUUCUAAAAGAAGUGAAGAUAAUCAGAAACAUGUAACACAUGCAUUACGAGGCAAUAAGCAUAAAGAAAAUGUUGACAUUGAUUUAAAAAAUUAUAACGACGAGAAAAAGGAACAGUCAAACCAUUAUGAACUACGUGUCGACGCCUUAAAUACUAAUAAGGGAAACAUCGCUCAAAUUACUAAAAAUGUUAAAGAAACCAAAAGUAAUAGAUUUGAACAUCGUAUUCGAAUCCAUCAUCCUGAACCAAACGUGAAAAUCUAA
This is a messenger RNA of Vanessa atalanta (red admiral), 2001 nucleotides long. RefSeq lists its product as uncharacterized. Gene Ontology annotation, cellular component: extracellular matrix. Lineage: Eukaryota; Metazoa; Arthropoda; Insecta; Lepidoptera; Nymphalidae. The record is from RefSeq and is a predicted model, not a curated record. The transcript is spliced from 8 exons. The coding region runs from base 1 to 2001 and encodes 666 amino acids.